Messenger RNA from Vicugna pacos (alpaca), 3018 nucleotides. NCBI's taxonomy places the organism in Eukaryota, Metazoa, Chordata, Mammalia, Artiodactyla, Camelidae. The record is from RefSeq and is a predicted model, not a curated record.
CGCGAGCGAGCGCGGCUUGGGCUGGGGGGCUGUAGCUCUGCAGUCCGACGUGGAGCAGUGCUUCUGCCAGGGACAAGCCCCCACCCCAGCUUCCUGAGGGAGCCGGGAAGCCCAGGGGGCUUGGGGCCAGCCUUAUCACCCCACAGCCACCCCCAAGCUGGACACAGACUGUCCGUUGCCCAGCUGAGCCCCACGGAUGCUUGGACACCUCAGAGUUGAGCCCAGGGGGCCUCCCGGCCUCGCCAGGUGGAGUCCAGCCUCUGCUAGCACUGCACCUCCACCGGAGAGGCACAAUGUCGCCUUUGUUCCUGGCGGGGCUCAGUCCAGGGUGCAGCCCUCCUGGCCAAGAGAGGAUAGGCCAAGGCAGGGGACAGAGCCGAGGCCCUGGGGUCUCUGAGGGGAGCCGGGGUGCCCGGGGCACCGGCUGCAGCAUUUCUCCAGACUAGGACGAGGGGACGCUCUUCAGGCUGACCAAAGGGCCAACCAGGGGGCCCCACCCCAUGCGAGACAGUGGGGUGCAGCUGUCUGAUGGCAUUUUUCUCUUUCAGAAAAUGGGGCUUCGAGGCCCUCCCGGGCCCCAAGGGCCACCUGGGAAGCCGGGGAAGGACGGCAUUGACGGAGAAGUUGGUCCUCCGGGUCUGCCCGGGCCCUCGGGACCGAAAGGGGCCCCAGGCAAGCCUGGGAAACCAGGAGAGUCCGGGCUCCCGGGGCUUCCCGGUGUGGACGGCCUGACUGGGCAGGAUGGACCUCCUGGACCCAAGGGCGCCCCCGGAGAACGGGGAAGCCUGGGACCCCCGGGGCCACCUGGGCUGGGGGGCAAAGGCCUCCCUGGACCCCCCGGAGAGGCAGGAGUGAGUGGCCCCCCCGGUGGAAUUGGCCUCCGGGGUGCUCCGGGACCCUCUGGACUCCCAGGCCUCCCUGGUCCCCCGGGACCUCCUGGACCCCCUGGUCACCCAGGGGUCCUCCCCGAAGGCGCUACUGACCUUCAGUGCCCAGCCGUCUGCCCACCAGGCCCCCCGGGGCCCCCAGGAAUGCCAGGGUUCAAGGGACCCACUGGCUACAAAGGGGAGCAAGGAGAAGUCGGCAAGGAUGGCGAGAAGGGUGACCCCGGGCCUCCUGGGCCCCCUGUCCCGGGCACCGUGGGGCUGCAGGGUCUGCGGGGGCUGCAGGGACUUCCAGGGCCGCUGGGACCCCCCGGGGACCGGGGUCCCAUUGGGCUCCGAGGGCCCCCCGGGAUCCCAGGAGCCCCUGGGAAAGUGGGUGACAGAGGCGAGAGGGGCCCAGAGGGGUUCCGCGGCCCCAAGGGCGACCUUGGCAGACCUGGUCUUAAAGGUGUCCCAGGCAUGUCUGGGCCAGGCGGAGAGCCGGGCAUGCCGGGCAAGGACGGCCGGGACGGCAUGCCAGGACUCGAUGGCGAGAAGGGAGAAGCUGGGCGCAACGGUGCCCCAGGAGAGAAGGGUCCCAGUGGGCUGCCGGGUCUCCCUGGACGAGCAGGGUCCAAGGGUGAGAAAGGAGAACUGGGCAGAGCUGGAGAGCUGGGUGAAGCUGGCCCUUCAGGAGAGCCCGGUGUCCCUGGAGACGUUGGCGUGCCCGGGGAGCGUGGCGAGGCUGGCCACAGGGGCUCAGCGGGGGCUCUGGGCCCACAAGGCCCUCCGGGGGCCCCUGGAGUCCGAGGUUUCCAGGGCCGGAAAGGCAGCAUAGGAGACCUCGGCCUGCCAGGCCCUCAAGGCCUGCGAGGCGAUGUGGGUGACCGGGGCCCUGGAGGAGCCACAGGCCCUAAGGGAGACCAGGGCAUUGCGGGCUCGGACGGUCUUCCUGGGGAGAAGGGAGAACCGGGUCCCAGUGGCCCUGUUGGACCCAAAGGAGAGUCUGGCAGUCGAGGGGAGCCGGGCCCCAAAGGCAUCCAAGGUCCCAACGGCACCAGCGGCGCAGAAGGUGUCCCAGGCCCUCCCGGCCCCGUGGGCUUCCAGGGCGUUCGAGGCGUGCCUGGCAUCACGGGGAAACCGGGCGUCCCGGGGAAAGCAGCCAGUGAGCAGCACAUCCGGGAGCUGUGCGCGGGCGCCGUCAGCGAGCAAAUUGCACAGCUGGCUGCUCACCUGAGGAAGCCCUUAGCACCGGGCUCCAUCGGUCGGCCUGGUCCCGCUGGUCCCCCUGGCCCCCCCGGCCCCCCUGGCUCCAUUGGUCACCCUGGUGCUCGAGGGCCCCCUGGAUAUCGGGGUCCCACCGGAGAGCUGGGAGACCCCGGCCCCAGAGGAAGCCCAGGGGACAGAGGAGACAAAGGCUCGGCUGGCGAGGGCCUGGACGGGCCCGACGGAGAGCAAGGGCUCCGAGGACCACAAGGCGUGCCUGGCAUCAGCAAGGACGGCCGGGACGGGGCCCCCGGCGAGCCUGGCCUCCCCGGCGAUCCCGGGCUCCCCGGAGCUGUUGGUGCUCAGGGGACCCCCGGCAUAUGCGACACCUCUGCCUGCCAAGGAGCCGUUAUGGCAGGGGGCGUGGAGAAAUCCGGUCCCCGGAGUUCCUGAAACACAACUUAAGGACGAGAGUGAGAAAGUGGUGUCAGCUGAAGCAGCGAGCUCUGGAGGGGCGCCACGGGGGUCCAUUCUGGGAUUAAGGAGCAGAUGACGCGAGGCCCUGCCGCCCAGCCAGGCCUUCCCGCUGCUCCUCCACGUCCUUGGUGGCUGCCGCCAGACACUUGGUCCCCGAGAGCAUCCCCAUUGAGCCGUGGUCAAGAGCAUUCUGACUACGUGUGUCCACGACGGUCUAUUCGGCUGUAACAUCAUACCUCAGACUCAGGCCUGUGUAAUAAGUCGUCAGCCCAGAGUUUGAGAGGAACACAGUGCGUACACACAGGAAGUUCUGUACAAUUCCACGAGAGAAAAAUAUCCAACUUGUUUACGAGCAUUUGUGUAAAGACUAAGAUAUAAUCCCAGUAAAUCGAUAUAUGAGGUUUUCAGAUUAAGACUGGCCACAGUGUUACAAAAAAUAAAGAAUUUAAUGUCUGACGCCCUUCCAUACAAA